This is a messenger RNA of Trichobilharzia regenti, 2254 nucleotides long. The record is from the annotation of a GenBank genome assembly. NCBI's taxonomy places the organism in Eukaryota, Metazoa, Platyhelminthes, Trematoda, Strigeidida, Schistosomatidae.
UGUCGGAAUAUGUCGCUACACCAGUAGAGCUGUUACAUCAUAACGAAUUGACAGUAACACUAAACUUUUAUAUUACAAUAUUACCGUGGAACAAAUACUAUUAGGCAAACUGAAACGAACUUGUUAAAAGUCUUAUAAAUAUAUCUAUUAUUGCUUUUAAUGACGAACAUUCUUUACAUCGAGGAUUAAUUAUUCACCGCGUAGUAUCUUUUCAGAUGAUAGUUAUAGACUUCGUACAUUCCUUAAUUAUACUAUGUCAUUUGGUAUAUUCAUGAUUGGUUUUGGAUAUGGUACUGUGCCGUUAUAUCGUUUGUAUUGUACGAAAACAGGUAGCGGGACGAAUGCAAAUUUUGCUAAGGCUAAAACCGAAAAAAUUAGAAGUAUGAAACCAGUAAAGGAUUAUGAAUUAGUUGUGUAUUUCGCUGCUGAUACAUAUUCAAAAAUGGCAUGGAAAUUUAAACCAUUACAAAAAGAGUUGACUGUUGUCCCUGGUGAAACAGCCUUGGCAUUUUAUUCCGCUGAAAACCCAACAGAUAAACCGAUUGUCGGCAUUGCUACUUAUUCUAUUGUUCCAUUUGAAGCAUCAAAAUAUUUUAAUAAAAUACAAUGUUUCUGUUUCGAAGAACAACGUCUCAAUCCACAUGAAAAAGUUGAUCUACCUGUAUUCUUCUAUAUUGAUCCAGAGAUUACAUCAGAUCCACGAUUGAAAUCACUGGACAUGAUAAUAUUGAAUUAUACAUUUUUUGAAGCUAAAAAAUCAAAACUUUAUGUCCCUGGGAUAACAACACCAGAGUAUGCUGAUGUAGAAACACCAACACCACAGACGACAGUACCAACUGCCGACGUUAUGAGUAGCACAUUGGGUUCAGGCACGCGAUAUCAUAGAGUUUCUGAAAUAAAAGAAUGUGAAAAUCAAGCGAAAUUUGUCAAUCAACGUAUCAAUGAAAUUGAAGCCUUUUUUGGUGAUUUAUGCUCAGAACUUGUAAAUUAUACAAGACGUACAGCUAAAUUACGUAAUAAUGGUGAUGAAAUCUCUCGAAUUAUUUUAGAUUAUUCACUUAAAGAGAAAAUAAGUCGUACAACUUCAGAAGCAUUACAUAAAGUAUCAGAAUAUCUUGCUACAGUGGAAGAUUAUCGACAUACUGAAGUUGAUCGAAUUGUUGGUAAAGUUGUCAAUCCAUUAGCAGCUUAUGGAGAAGAAAUUAAACAUGUCCGUAGUAAUUUGAAGAUAGAAAGUGCUGCACGUAAAAAAGAAAUCGCAAAUAUGCGUAAAUUGGAAAGAUCGAGUACAGUUGAAGCAUCUAGAGAGAGACGGCCUAAGGCUGAAAUACAAUUACACAAUGCUAUGAUUGAUGCAACAAAAAGUGCAAAUAAUCUAGAACGUUGUGUACUUGAAUUUGAAGGUCGACGAUUAAAAGGCCUUAAGAAAAUUAUAACAGAUUUUAUUCAAAUUGAAAUGUUAUGGCAUGCUAAAGCAUUAGAAACGUAUAGCCUAGCGUAUAAUGCAAUCCAGCUGUUACAUGAAGAAGCUGACUUGAUUGAAUUCCGUGGUACACUACUACGUUCUGGGAGUGAUUUAACACUGUUGAAAAAUGCUAACCUAUUAACAAGUCAACAAAGUAUUGCUGCUAGCAAUGGUGGGGGUGGUGGUGGUGGUGGUGAUACAGCCUCAUUGAUGUCAUCUUCUACUAUGCAACAGAAUCGGAAUCAUCGAUCGCAUAAAUCAUUGACAUCGCGAAAUAAUUCAAUGAAUUCAUUGAAAUCAGGCAGUCGUGGUAGUCUUGGCUCGUUGAGAGGGAAUAAUAAUAAUCGAAAGAAUCGACAGUCGAAUCGUCAGCAGCAACAACAGCAGUUACACCAGUCUGGUUUGUCGCAUCAGAAUGAUGAUGUAACCAGUUUAUUCACUGAAGGUGAUGAUGAUGUUGGCGUUGGUCAUAGUAUUCGAAGUACAACAGAUAAUACAAAACAUGUGAUGAAUGGUCUUGAAGAUCUUGAAGAUGAUGAUGAUGAUUUCGAUGAAGAAGACGAUGAGGACGAAGGAGAUGAUGAUGAUGAUGAGCAGGAGGAGGAUGACGACGAUGACGAUGAGGAUGAAGAGGAUGAUGAUGACAUUGAUGGCAGUACAACACAUUCACCAACACGAAGUAGAACAACAAAUCCGCCAACAACAAAUACCACUAUAAACCGACCGCCUGGUUCAGCACAACAUUCACCUUUGAAAUCUGCUCUAAAAUCUGGUAUCUCAAAACCAUGA